AUGGAGAGUUUCGAAGAAAUGCAAAGUCGCCAUCGCAAAGAGCAAAAGGAUUUGCAGGGACGCAUAACACAAAAGAAGAAAGGCGCAACGAAGAAGACUCGGAAAGGUGUGAACAGCGAAUGCGAGGAAUUGGAACGACAAUUGAGAGAACGACAAGCUCAAGAAAUAGCAUCAAUGAAUGGGGAUUCUGUUCCGGAUAUUGACAAUUUUCCCGAGCUUGACGAGGAAGCUUCAGAAACAUCGGCAAAUGCGGUUGAUGCAAGUGAAGUUAACAAUAUUACCGACUCAUUAGAGAAAUCUUCGAUUGCGGAAACGGUAGAAUCUGAAGCAGGACAGCCUAAGAAACGCAAUCGACAAAAAGAAAGACUUGCAAGAAGGGCAGCGGAGCAAGAGGCUGCUGUAGAAGAAGCUAGAAAAGAGGCUGCGAAUAUGCCUGAUGAAAAAGAAGUAGAAAGGAAACGAAUGCAGGAGGAAUUUACUUCGCGAAACUUACAUGAGAAACAAAUUAGACCCGACGGACAUUGUCUCUUCUCUGCCGUAGCCGAUCAACUAUCACAAGCCGGGAUACCUCUUGGAGCCGAGGCGGAAGGAUUGAAGGAUGAUCAGCGAUACAAAGUGGUUCGCAAAGCUGCCGCAACAUAUAUUGAGGGACACCCAGAUGAUUUUGUUCCAUUCCUAGAUGAGCCUCUCGAGAAUUAUGUCCAUAAAAUUAGAGACACUGCGGAAUGGGGUGGUCACUUGGAACUUCUCGCUCUGGCAAAAACAUACAAUGUUGAAAUUUGUGUGUUACAAAAUGGAGCAACGCAAAAGAUUGAGCCUGGGACCGAGAACAAAGCAGAGACAAUUUAUCUAGCAUACUACCGACACGGAUUUGGUUUGGGCGAACACUACAAUUCACUUCGGAGAGCACCAUAA
Molecule: messenger RNA, 915 nt
Organism: Sclerotinia sclerotiorum 1980 UF-70
Lineage: Eukaryota; Fungi; Ascomycota; Leotiomycetes; Helotiales; Sclerotiniaceae
Exons: 1
Coding region: 1-915 (304 amino acids)
Biological process (GO): protein deubiquitination
Molecular function (GO): cysteine-type deubiquitinase activity
Source: RefSeq, a predicted model, not a curated record